CAUUACCCACAAUCCCAUGCGACAGCUCGGGAUGUUGCGAGAUCGUUGGCAGCCAGAGAACGCUGUGGUUGCCGAGAUUGAAGCAAAAAACCCUCCGGACGCUCUUUACUCAUUUUUAGGAACGUGUCACGUUUUGAGUUUGAUUCCAAAUAGUGUAAUCGACGAGAAGCGAAGCAAGAUUUAAAAAGAACACAAAUAAAUCAGGUUUUAUCGUCAGUAGAUGUGAUCAAAUGGCUACCAGCGAGGCUACGUGCCACCGAACGUCCGCACAGCUCGACUGAGGAUGGAAAUAUUGGUCGAGAGAGGCAGUUUUCCUUCGAAGCCCCUCAACAGAGGAGGAUAACACGGAUAACCUCAAACGCGAAAUGUCAUAGCGUGCGAGGAGCUAGCAUCCGGCUAGCUGCUACCAGAGAUGGAAGAGAUGUUUUCUUCGGAUGAAACGAGCUAAAUAGCUAUAAAAGGGGAAUUACUGUACGUUACCCGGAGGAUGCUACUAUAGCCUCCCCGCUGCUGUGUAAUUCACUUACAUAACAGCUAGGCGCAACCGUGUUCGGCGUGCCAAUUUUCAUUCUACCAUCAAAAUCUCUUUCGGCGUCAUCGACACUGAUAUCCGUGUUUGGAUGCUACAAAACGACACAACGACAAAGCAUCCCUCUUAAGGCACAAAUCUAGUAUCCUGUCGUUUUUGACGCCAUGAGGAAGUUCUUCGAUUCCCGUCGGGAGUUGGUCAGCUCCGGACCUGGUUCCGGAGGAGGUGGUAGCAGCUCCGGGUCCAGCCACGCCGGGGGGAACUUCAUCGGGCGAACCUUCACCGUCGGCCGUCACCAAGUCACCGUGGAGGAGAUCAUCGCCGAAGGUGGCUUUGCGAUCGUGUUCCUGGUGAAAACAAACCAAGGCGUGCGAUGCGCCUUGAAGAGGAUGUACGUCAACAACGAGUACGACCUGCAAGUGUGCAAGUGCGAGAUUCAAAUCAUGAAGGACCUCGUGGGCCACAAGAAUAUUGUGGCUUAUCUGGACUCCAGCAUCACAGCCAUGGGGUCAAGGGACGUGUGGGAGGUCUUCAUACUGAUGGACUACUGCAAGGGCGGCCAGGUUGUUAAUUUAAUGAAUCAAAGGCUGCAGACAGGCUUCACAGAGGCCGAGGUGCUUCAGAUCUUCUGCGACACCUGCGACGCCGUGUCGCGCCUGCACCAGCGCAAGACGCCUAUCGUCCACAGAGACCUGAAGGUGGAGAACAUCCUCUUGCACGACAAAGGUCAUUACGUGCUUUGUGACUUUGGCAGCGCCACUAACAAGGCCCUGAGUCCACAGACUGAAGGUGUGGCAGCUGUGGAGGAAGAGAUUAAAAAGUACACCACCUUGUCAUAUCGUGCACCUGAGAUGGUGAACCUCUACAACAACAAGAUCAUUACCACCAAAGCAGAUAUAUGGGCGCUGGGGUGUUUGCUCUACAAGUUGUGCUUCUUCACUCUGCCCUUUGGUGAAAGCCAGGUGGCCAUUUGCGAUGGCAGUUUCACCAUUCCGGACAACUCCCGCUACUCUUAUGAUCUCCACUGCCUCAUUCGCUACAUGCUGGAGCCUGACCCAGACAAAAGGCCAGAUAUCUACCAGGUGUCCUACUUUGCUUUCAAACUGGCACAGCGGACAUGUCCUGUUCAGAACGUGAAGAAUUCUUCAAUUCCUUCCAAACUUCCUGAGCCAAUCAAAGCAAGCGAAGCUGCUGCAGCCAAGAAGAGUCAAGCCAAGCCCCGACUGACAGACCCGAUCCCAACCACCGAAACUUCCAUCACCCCUCGCCAGAGGCCCAAGGCUGCUCAUACUCAAGCCGCCGCUGGAAUUCUUCCCAUUCAGCCCGCUGCCCUCACGCCUCGCAAGCGGGCUAAUCUCCCCGCUGGGGCAGCUCACCCUGUUGGAGUCAGCUUGAAUCUCUCGCAGCCAGCUGCGGCCCUCCAGUCACAGAAGGUGCAAACUUGUGCUUUGCCUCUGGUCCAGUCACAAAACAACUCCAGCCAAGCCGUAGCGGCACAGAAGCAGCCUGCUUCAGCGGCAGACGUUGUAGCACCCGUUUCCAAGGCAGAUGUCCAGCCGCAAGCCCAAGCGCAGCCAUCCACAGCCCAGCAAACGGCUCCGCCUCCGUCCGUGGCCACCGUCGCCUCACAACAAGCGCCGCAAUGUCCGUCCAGCCCGGCGGCACCUCAGCGUCCCGCUCGACGCAAGCUGCCCGCUCAGGCUCAGACGCCCGCAGCUCAGCCGACGCUCAACAAACCGCCGGACGAGCAACCGCAGCAAACGAGUCAGCCGUCAGUCGUCCAAACUCAGGCGGCUGCCACGGAAGUUGCAGCUGAGACGACUCCACCCGCUUCCCCGAAGACAACGGAGGUGCAAAGCCACAAACGUGUCCCAAGUGACGUCACGGCGAGCACCACCAAUGGAGCCAACGAAGACUCCUCACAGGCAGCAGAGGAAGACAUUGUCCAGCCUCAAGUUGACGCCGUCCAGCCUCAUGGCGAUCUCGUCCAGGACCAAAACAAAGUCCCCGCCUCCAGCGGUGACAUCACCUCGCCGCCCACAUGGAACCCGUUCGACGACAAUGAUAGCUUCUCAGGCUUCAUCGCCGAGGAAAUCAAACCCAAGGAUGCAAAGCUUUCGGACCCGCCCUCAGAGUGUGAAACGCCGUGCGGAGAGCUGAUACCGGGCUUGCAGGCCUCACACGAGGAAAAUACAGAACAAGACUCACAAGCUGAACGACCGUCAGCCAUUGUUGACACUGAUUCAGGAGCGUCACUGUUGAUCGUCCCAGAUCCAUUCCAUACCCUUGAGCUGUCUAACGCACCAGAGAAGCUUAUUGAAGGACUCAAAUCUCCAGACGUGUCUUCACUCAUGCUUCCCGACCUGCUGUCUUUGUCUGAUCCUUUUGGCAGUUCUGUGGACGACUCUGCAAAAGAUCACAUCACUGCAGACGCCUCUCUGCUGGGCUGUUCUCUGAUCUCCGGUGCAUCCGCACCUCCAGCUGCCGUAAGCAGCGCCGCCUCCUCGGUGUCCUCCACCUCCGCUGUGUCUGCUUUAGACGAGUUUGGUCUGCUGUCUGGAGAAUCUGCACAGCCCAAAACAGCAGAUUCGUCUCUCCUCAUCUCUGACUUUGAGCCCCAGCAAAGUGGCGCCGAGGCGGCCACAGAGGACGAGUUUGACCCCAUCCCCGUAACCGGACGGAAGAACUCCCAAGUUUCAGGAGGCCACUCGCGCAGUAACAGUGGCGGCUCUGAAUCCAGCCUGCCCAGCUUGGCCCGCUCCCUUCUGCUGGUGGACCAGCUCAUCGACUUGUAGGCCGUAGCCCCCCCCUUUCCCGCUCCGUAGAUGUCGUAACACUGGAUUCGAGUCAUGCCAUAGCUCACUUACGACUUCCAUCUUUUUCUCGUGCGUGCUGCAUCCCCCUCCGCAUCCUUGCCCAGCUCCUUCAUUGGCAUCACCAUCUCACCAAUCUCUCAUCUUCCCCCCUCUCCUCCAUCUCCAACCUUCAUCCUUUCUCGAGCUUAACCUUUGAAUAUUACAUGAUGUCUGAUAGCGAAAACUAUAGCUCAUUGUCGUCGCGUACAAUAAGCCUAGUGCUAAGUGGUCGUAGUUCAUUGUGCACAAGUGAAUUUGUCGUUGUUUGCCUUGAACAGAUUCUCCCCCUCCUUCCCUGUUUGAUUUGCACAUUUUUAGAGCUUGAAAUUCAAUUUUAUUUAUUUUUUUUCUUUUUAAAGGCAUGCAUAUCCAUUACAUAUCCAUUUUCCUUUCCCCUGACUGGUGAAUGAAAGAUAAGAGACCACCUUAUUUUCACAAAGGCGAAGCAAUAAAAGUGUUCUAUUAUCAGAAGGCAACAAGUUUUACAAACAAGCCUUGUUUAGCACCUUAGCUUGUCCGUCAGGCAUCCAGACUAAAACAAAAAUUCAAAAGUUCAAAGCUUUGCAUUUGCAGCUGUCACUCAAACACAUUCCCCCAGGGAGAUAUAAUUGAGAUUUUGUCAUUGAAGCCUCCCCAAUUCACAAAAGUGAAAACCACACCAGUUGUUCUUAAGAAUUAAGAUUUCCAGUAACAAGGAAUAACUUUAUUUUAUUAAAAUAACAACUCUAAUCUUUUUUUUUUAAUUAUUUGUUCUUAAAGUUGUGAACAUUCAUUUUUCUUGGAAUUUGCCCUUAUUCUCAAAAUAUUACAACUUUAUUUUAAAAAUUGUGAGUCCUUUUAUUAUAUUAGGCCUUAUAAAAAAAUUCUAGUAAUAUGACUUUAUUCAUGUCAUAUAUGUCAUGUAAUAUUAAGAAUUUCUUCUCUUAUUUAGUGACAAAUUAUGACUUGUAACAUGUCCAUAAUUUAGUAAAUAAUUUUUUGGUAUUAAUGAUAAUUUUCCAAUUUUAUUUCUUAAUUCAUUUCCUUUGUAACCCUAAAAUUUAUGUGCAUAAGCUGCUUAUAAAUUGUAAAAUUACUAUGAAAAAAAAAUCUAGCUUUUCCUGGUGCCAUCAAAUGAUAUGUGAACAACAGUGGAAAGUGUGCAAAAAAAAAAAAAAGACUUCAAAACAAAAUCCUUACUGGCCGCUAUACUAUUCUAUGAAUAUAAUCUCCUCUUUUGAGGUAAGUAAUAGCUUGCUAGAAACUUGUCAAUGACAAUGCAGGCAAUCUAAUAGCGGUUAGCAGUGUGCCAUAUCAAUUAGAAGACGCCUGUUUCUGCAUAUGCAUUAAUAGAUAAUGAGUAGUGCAUAAAUAGUGCAAAUGUUAAUAUUCUUUGGAAAAAUCUGAUUCUCCAUAUUAGGAAAUCAAAAAAGUUAAGCAUUGUAUUGCACUAUAUAGUAUGUUUAUAACUAGAUAUAUUUUCCAGCAACAUGAUCAGGACAUUCUAAAAACAUGCCGGACGAAUAAAGCUGUAUUUAAUCACAAAACUUUAAAAUUGACCAUAAUUCCCAGUUUAUUUAGGCCAUAGGUUUUCCUAUUUUCUAGUAUAAUCCACCCAGGAUAAAUAGAUAAAAAUGCCAUUUCAACCAAUUUCACAUUUUUAAACCGAGGAGGUAAUUUACUAAUGUCACCACAAGGUUGCGCCACUAGCACUUCUAAUACAUUUAAGUAGUCAGGCGUCAUACAUGUCUAUAAAUAAGAUAUAUUUGAUUAAAGGAGACGCAUAUUGCCAUGUUUCCACAAUUUUAAAGCAAUUCCCUUCGUUACCCUGACGACUGGGGGCGGAGCUAAACAUGACCAAGUGAGCGGACUUGUUAGCGUUGCCAAUUUAGGGACUUUGUUGCUUGUAUGAAGUGACCUUGAUGACCUCUGCAGUUACUAUUCCCCCGAGAAAUUGAUUAGCAAACUUUUUGUGGUGAGGUUCUAGAAAAGAAAAGAUGGGGCGACACAGAACCACCACUUGAUAAAUAAAUGUCCCCUUGAAAGAAAAGUCAGUCUAUUCUCAAUAGAAUUAAAACAAAACAAAAUGACAAAUUCCUGCUAAUCGUCCAUGAGUAUAGGUGGGACAUUAAAUAUUCCUUCUCAUUCAUUCCCAUUUUUCUUUAACUCAUUCAACACAUUUCCGACAUUCCUCCCCAUUAGUGUAAAUACAUUAGUCAACCCUUCCCCAUGUACAUAAUGAAGUCACUGUCAUAUAGCUUUAUUGUGGAUAUAUACAUAUAUGAUAUAUGAAUUUGUUUCCUGUCCAUAAAUGUUAAUACAGAUAGAGUGUUAGAGAAUGAAUGUAAGAAUUGAAUAUUAGUCUUAAAAAUAUCUAUGACAUAUAUCCAUCAGAUGAUAUUGAAAGAAUAUAUGAAUAUUUCAUUCUUCUUUGUGGACUGUGUGUGUGUGGGGGGGGGGGGGGGGGGGAAGAAGGAGUUGUUUUUGUGUUUCUCUGAUGAUACGUGAUAUGUUAGCUGUGGGAAUCCUGUUCAGUCCUCCGAUCCUCUUCCUUUGUACAAAGCGUUUUCGUGUGUUUACAUGGACAUGAUAUGAAGGACUAUAUUUUUAUUCCAAAAAAGAAAAAAAAAAGAAAAAGAAUUUUCUUGCCAGGGGGAUUUUAUUUUGUGUGUUCGUCCUGUUUCAUUUUCUUGGCCGGACCACUCGGGGGUUGAAAAGAAUAUGUGCUUUAGUGUAAAUUUUGUUUUCGCUUUGCCAGUUUGAGUUGUUUUGGAAACGCAUGGUAGUGUCAUUGGAUGGUUGUCUUGGUGUCUUGUGUGUGUGUGUAUGAAUGUGAGCGAGUUCCCUACUUGUGUGUUUGCUCCAAAUAUGGCGAGGGUUACUCUUCUGAAAGCACAGUCUUGUCUCAGGUGGAAAGACUUUGAUGGUCAAGAACACUUGCAGGAGGAAAAUGUCUGGCAGGCAAAAGCAGCAUUGUAUUGGUUCACACCGGUGGAAGAGGGAGGGGGGCCGACUUCUUAUUGUUUAAAAUCAAUAAAUAAUCCUCUGCACUCCACAAAUGUAUGUAAAGAUAUAAACGGUGUUGUUCUGCCCCAAUCUGAACAGCAAAAACUUUGUUGCCCUCCAUUUUUUCCCCAGUCGUUUGCAGUUUGAACCUAUGCAACUCCCUAGCUUGGCGCUAAGAGCACGCAAGCGACAAGCAGGCAGUGCGAUCCACGUUGAAGCAGAAAGCCCGUCUAAAAUGUCAGCUGAUGUUUUCCUCAAGCCCUCCUUGCUUGUGUUCAUGGCCCGCAAACCCGCAUCAGUCUGAGCUGUGCUAUCUUUUCUUGUGCCCCUUCUAUUUUCUGUGACAUCAUUCGAAAGGGAUGGCCAAAUAAAAUGCAAAUGUGAACGUCA
Syngnathus typhle (broad-nosed pipefish) is the source of this 6759-nucleotide messenger RNA. Its product is annotated as AP2-associated protein kinase 1-like. NCBI's taxonomy places the organism in Eukaryota, Metazoa, Chordata, Actinopteri, Syngnathiformes, Syngnathidae. Gene Ontology annotation, biological process: protein phosphorylation. Bases 694 to 3324 code for a protein of 876 amino acids. The record is from RefSeq and is a predicted model, not a curated record. The transcript has 20 exons. Gene Ontology annotation, molecular function: protein kinase activity; ATP binding.